AUUUCUCUGUGAAAGAGAGAGAGAGAGAGGGAGAUUAAAGGAAUUCUUACAGCUUCACAUCAAGCACAUGGGAGGCAGCUCUGCGCGUCGCGAGGAAUCCGAACAUGCGAGCUGAACACUGAAAGAAACAGCAGGGACGAUGCUAACCGUACCAUUUAAAGACCCAGACAUGAUGCGCGACUCUCAGUUUGGUGCCACCUUCACUCGUCAAGAGACACUCAGCAGCGCCGAGCUCAAGGAGACAGAGGACGACAACACUGACAGAGAAGAGGAGGAGAGAGAGGAGGACGAGGACGGUGUCCCUAAGAAGAAAGGUCCGCGUAAAAAGAAAUUCUCCGACGGUCGCACCGACCGUGUCAAACUGCGUCGGCAAGAAGCGAACACGCGCGAGCGCAGCCGCAUGCACGGCCUCAACGACGCGCUGGAGAGCCUGCGCAAAGUCGUGCCGUGCUACUCCAAGACGCAAAAACUCUCCAAGAUCGAGACGCUGAGGCUGGCCAAGAAUUACAUAUGGGCUCUAUCUGAGACUCUGAGCGCGGGAAAGAGACCCGACCUGCUGGCGUUCGUGCAGACCCUGUGUAAGGGCUUGUCACAGCCUACUACUAACUUGGUUGCCGGUUGCCUGCAGCUGAACGCCAGAAAUUUCCUCACGGAUCACAACGGGGACGUGUCGUUCUCUGGCAGGCCUCAUCAGUACGAUUCUCUGUACGGGUAUCCUAACGCGGAGAUGGCCACGCCCACCGGCCUCAGCUCUGGGCCCCGCGACGGCGUCAAGCCGUUCCGCCCGUACAACUAUUACGCGUCCUAUGAGUCCUACUACGACAGCGCCUCUCCAGAGAACAGCAGCCCUCAUUUUGACGGCCAAAUGAGUCCCCCGAUUAAUUACAACGGGAUUUUCUCGCUUAAAAAGCACGAGGACCAAGUCGAGUACAGUAAGAACUGCCAUUAUGGGAUGAGAUACUGUAACGUUCCCGGUCGGGGCUCCAUGUACCGCGUUUCCCCAGACAGCCAUUUUCCGUACGACUUACAUCCCCGCAGCCAAUCGUUCCAGAGCCAGGACGAAUUAAAUACGGGUUUCCAUAAUUAAAAGCGAGCAUGGGGGUUGGAUGCCAGCUACACUAAUCUGUUAAUUAAUUGGUGCUUGUUGCUGAUUGUUUUCGUUUGAUUUCGACACACGAUAUUGAAAAAAAACUCCAUUCGAUUUAUUUCAGACAUCAUAGAC
Messenger RNA from Sinocyclocheilus anshuiensis, 1222 nucleotides. Its product is annotated as neurogenic differentiation factor 6-B-like. The transcript is spliced from 2 exons. Gene Ontology annotation, molecular function: DNA-binding transcription factor activity, RNA polymerase II-specific; E-box binding; protein dimerization activity. Gene Ontology annotation, cellular component: nucleus. Bases 140 to 1087 code for a protein of 315 amino acids. Lineage: Eukaryota; Metazoa; Chordata; Actinopteri; Cypriniformes; Cyprinidae. The record is from RefSeq and is a predicted model, not a curated record. Gene Ontology annotation, biological process: positive regulation of transcription by RNA polymerase II; sensory organ development; axon development.